This is a messenger RNA of Perca fluviatilis (European perch), 2101 nucleotides long. RefSeq lists its product as uncharacterized. Gene Ontology annotation, molecular function: DNA binding. NCBI's taxonomy places the organism in Eukaryota, Metazoa, Chordata, Actinopteri, Perciformes, Percidae. The record is from RefSeq and is a predicted model, not a curated record. The coding region runs from base 381 to 1052 and encodes 223 amino acids. The transcript has 7 exons.
CACCCCUCAGCACACCCCUCAGCUGCACACCCCUCAGCCUCAGCAGCAUCUUCCUCCUCCUCAACACACACAGGAGCAGCUAGCCCCUUUUGGGAAGCAGCCUCCGUUCCUGUUGCUGGACCAGCAGGAAAUGGAGCAGGAGCCAGGAACAAACCUGAAAAACCUCCUCCAGGGCAGCGGACGUAGCCCUGGAAUGAGGAACCUGAAAUUCCCUCCUUCAAUUGAAAACUACCUCCUACCUUGAUGGCAUCCAAAAAUACACAGCCCACCUCCACUCUGUAGGCAAGACCAUCACAACGGCACAUUUCUACCUGAGGAAUAUACAGCAGUUCCUCAAAUACUUCCGGGAAACCCUGCCUGCCCAGUCUCACCUGACUGCGAUGGAUGUGGUGAGCAUGCUGCGCACCGUCACAAAGUGCCUCACAGACACAACCAGGAACGUUGUCCUGCACCAGCUGGCAGUGAAAAGCCACAAGAAGGCCAGGAUAAUAUCCUGCGAGGACCUGAAGCGGUGCCAGCAGGGGGCCAAACUGAGGAUCCCAGAGCUGCUGGACGCCCUGGAGGAGAACCACACGCCGUCGCUGCGGUACCGUUUUUAUGGCUACUUUGCGGCCUUCACAGCCUCCAUUUACGGCUAUCGCCCAGCGGUACUCAGUAACCUCCGGGUUAGCGAGGUUGAGGAGGCCGCAGAGGCGCACAAGCCUGGCGACGAGGGUUUUGUGAUCUCGAUCAGGGAACACAAGACUAACAAGUGGUUUGGGGCGGCGCAGAUCUUCUUGGAGAACGAUGAGUUUCACUGGCUGGUUCGGUGGCUGCAGCUGCGGGCGGCCAGCAGGCCACCCAACCAGCUGGUCUUCUUCACGGCUGGGAGGGGCCCAUGCAAGAACUUCUUGCACCACCUGCAGGUAGCGUGGGUGGAGAUGGGCCUUAAAGGGUCCCCCAACUUCACCGACCUGAGGACCCGCUGUGUCUGCUCAUCCCAAGAACAACCUGCCUGCCGAGCAGCGGAAGAUGGUGGCCACAUUUAUGUGCCUCAGCACGGCCACAGCUGACCGCUUCUACGCCCUCAGCCUGAACGUGGCCCAGGAGAGGGCGUUAAUGGCGAGGCUGCAAAGUAGACCAGAGAAGGCCCUCAGGAUGAGCCAGUACGGCAGGCUGAUGGUGGUGCUGACUGCACUCGAGGCUCAACCCCCCCCCUGUCAAAGAAGAUUUCAGAGAGGGCGACAAGGGCAGCGUAUCGGGGGGCACAAAAAAGACUUGCAGCCCAGCAGCCCUAGACACACAGGCAUACUCACUCACUUUUUAUUAGAUGGUCUAUUUUAGUUAAGAUUCAUUUUGUUUUAUUAAAUGUUCCAUUUUAGUAGAUGUUAAGAUUCAUUUUGUUUUAUUAAAUGUUUCACUUUAGUAGAUGUUAAGAUUAAUUUUCUUUUAGUGUGUUUUCAAAUGUUCAAUUUUGAUAUGUGUUUAAUACAAGUUCCUUUUUAUUUAAAAUGACAAAACUAUAAUACUGAGCACGCUUAGCCUAAAUAUGAAGCCAGGAACACCAAAUUGGUCAGGUAUUCUCAACACAGGCCCACCUUUGAGUUUGAAAAGGUUCAAAGUAUCUGGCUUUAUUAAAAUACAUAGAUAUCCAGGGCAAUACUUAACAUAGAGUGAAUGGGAACGUCAUUUCUUUUAGGAACAGACUAUGGAGCUGGAACCAGGUUGUUUAGUAGAGCACUCUCGACUAUACAACGUAUCCAAAUUUCAUAGUCAUAACUCAUUUCAACUUUUUUUUAAUGGGGACCAGAAAACCUCACAUGUUAAUAACUUCAUUUUUCAAAACUGAAAUGAGUAUGGCAUUUGUCAUACUUAUGACAGGGAACUCAGGGUCCCCAGUGUCCCUGCUGCCAUGGCAGUUUAUUGUCCAAAGGUCAGUAGUAAACUAGCCCCAUGAUAAGAUUUGUAAAUGAUCUUUGAUCAUGAAAGUUCAGUAUGUGGUCACGCUGGCCUAGACUGGUCGCACACCCUGUGUGAAUCUCGUUCAGAUUGGAGAUAAUAAUAAUAAUAAUAAUAAUAAUAAAUUGAAUUUAUAUAGCGCUUUUCAUAGACUCAAAGUCGC